AUGUGCCCCGGAACCGUGAAAAUCGAGUGGAACAGCGAUGUGGCAACGAAAGACGCGAUGGACCCGGCUUCGAGCCCUGCGGCUGGCGCUGGCGGUGGUGCAAGGCGCGGGGCUUGUGUGUGCCGUGGGAGGGAGCGGGGCGGCGCCGUGGGGCUGGCGCUGACGGUGGCGCUGUGUGGGGCACGCUCUCCAAGGAACAGAGGAGCGGCGGGAGGCGAGUGCCUGCGUGCGGGGCGGCGCCGCCACCAGGGCUUCCGCGGGCUGCUGCUGCGCGAACGGGAGGGGGAGGGGCGGUGGUGGGCGCUGGCCGCCGAUGUCGGGGUUGCUCACCCAGUGUGGGGGGCGCAGCCAAGGCGCUGGUGGCAACUCGCUCCAGGGACCUCGGAGGCCGAGCCUUGUAGACAGAUAGGCAGAAAGGGAGCUACCGGCUUGGUCGCUGCCACUUCGCGUGUUCCCCCCACGUAUCUGGCUCGCGCUGCUGGGGGCGGCGGUGGCGUACGCGCUGGCUCGCUGGCCGCCAGCGCCGCCGCCGCGCUGCGCGCCUUCUCCUCGGUGCGCGCCACGCCGCAGCGCCUGCAGCUGGCCGCCGCGCUGCUCGCCUCCGCCGUCGUCGUCGCCGCCGCCUACCAGGCGAUGUCGUGCUCUUAG
This is a messenger RNA of Gryllus bimaculatus (two-spotted cricket), 648 nucleotides long. The record is from the annotation of a GenBank genome assembly. NCBI's taxonomy places the organism in Eukaryota, Metazoa, Arthropoda, Insecta, Orthoptera, Gryllidae.